CAUCUUCUUCAGUUCGCUCGUGUGUGAGGAUUCAACCGGUGGCUCCGCGCGCAUCACACACGGGAUUCUUACAUCGUCCCAAUUUAACCGCAUAGAGUGGAGCGUGAGAGGCUACAAAAAAGAAGACUUUUACAAGAACAUUUGACGGCUUUUGUCGCUGAGAGCGGGAUGCUGUCCGUGAGGUGAUGUUUUCUCUGUGAGGGGAUUGCGCUGUCAGAAGGAUGCUGGUGGGAAAUGCCUGUCGACAGAGAGGACCAGAUUUGUCAGAAAGCGCUCGAGCUCUUGUCCGAUCUUUGCUCUAAGGGGGAGGUGCAAAACGAAAACUGUUUGGAUUUCAUUUAUUAUUUCCGUGAUCUUGCCAGGCCGAGGUAUUCGGACUCAGAAAUAUCAGUGAGCCUGCUGUCUUUGGUGGUGACUGCCUGUGGUUUGGCCCUUUUUGGCGUCUCUCUCUUUGUUUCUUGGAAAUUGUGCUGGAUUCCAUGGCGAGAGCGAGCCCCUUCAACCAGCACCAAGGAGGGACAUCCACAGGCUCCUCACCACCGUCCUCCACCCCUUCAGCCCCAGUCCAUCUAUACAGAGGUGGAUGCCACCCUCGACCGCCGGAAUAAUGCCCGUGGUUCAGUGGUCAAAGAGACCAUGGUGCUGCCCACUCCAGUCUCUCCAGCGGCCCCGGGAUCUCCUCCUGCUGUCCCGGUGCCUGAGGCAUCCCUAAAGAUAAGCCACACUUCACCUGAUAUUCCUUUGGAGGUGGAGGUGGAGACCAAGACUCAGGAGAAUGGUGUCAAUGGCAGCACACGCACGCAGAGGCAAAUCACAGAUCCUUCCUCAACCUGUGUCAGCAGGCAAAGUUCAAUUCGGCGUCAGAUGAAUCAAUCAAACCCUGACUUCACAGUAAGUCAGUUUCAGAGGCAGGACUCUUUGACUGGUAUGAGCCUCGGCCAGCUAAAACCAGAGCUCUACAAACAACGAUCCCUGGAUGGCGAUGAUAACCGAAGCAGUCACGUGGGAAGCUGUGGACGUCUCCACUUCAUCCUCAAAUAUGACUGUGACCUGGAGCAGCUGAUCGUCAAGAUCCACCGAGCCCAAGACUUGCCCGCCAAGGACUUCUCUGGGACCUCUGACCCAUAUGUGAAAAUCUAUCUUCUACCAGACCGCAAAACCAAGCAUCAAACCAAGGUGCACCGUAAGACUUUAAACCCUGUGUUUGAUGAGGUCUUCCUCUUCCCUGUGGAGUAUGCCGAUCUGCCUACAAGAAAGCUGCACUUCAGUGUCUACGAUUUUGAUCGUUUUUCACGGCAUGAUAUCAUCGGCCAGGUGGUGGUUGACAACUUUCUGGACCUAGUAGACUUUCCCAGGGAGACCAAACUCUCCAGGGAUAUUCAGUAUGUGUCUUCGGAUAAUGUUGAUCUGGGCGAUUUGAUGUUUUCUCUUUGCUUCCUGCCUACUGCUGGACGUCUCACCAUCACCAUGAUCAAAGCAAGAAAUCUGAAGGCAAUGGACAUCACUGGAGCUUCAGAUCCGUAUGUGAAGGUUUCUUUGAUGUGUGAUGGUCGCAGACUGAAAAAGCGGAAAACCUCCACUAAAAGAAACACAUUGAACCCAGUGUACAAUGAGGCUAUAGUGUUUGAUGUCCCUCCAGAGAACAUCAACCAAAUCAGCCUUCUAGUAGCUGUUAUGGACUAUGACCGUGUAGGUCACAAUGAGGUCAUAGGUGUGUGUCGAGUAGGUAAUGAUGCUGAGGGUUUGGGCAGAGAACACUGGAAUGAGAUGCUUACCUACCCACGCAAACCCAUCGCACACUGGCACCCUCUGGUAGAGUAUCACAGCACCGGAGGUGGAAGCCAGGGGGGCUCCUGUAAUUCCCUGAAGGGCCCACCAUCUCCAUAGCCUGAGGAAGUCCAUGGUCUCAUCUUCAGACCUACUACAGGAUUCAUACACAAGAUGUUUUGCUCUGGGAUCCAGAGGCCCAGUAACAGAAACCUCCAGAUGGCUGGUUCUCACAACGAAGAAAGUGCCGUGCUGUUUUCAACCCGUGCACCUGGAGGCCCUUCCACUGCAUGGGGACAAUGAAUGUUUCAGAUGCAUGUUGAGUGAUCACAUACUGUAUGGUUAUUUUGUGCUACUCAUGGUGAAAUGGAAAAGAAUUUAGUGGAAAAAGUGCAGAGUAUUUUAUGUUGUUCUCCAAGUUUCGAUCCAAACUAAGUGUUUUCUAAAUCAGUCCUGGUAUAUGUUUUUGAAGGGAGUGUCAAUGUUUCACUCAACGCUCUCAAGGUCAGAAUGUGAAUUUCCCUUUUUGUAUUUAUUUACCCGCUCUCCCCAUCACAGCGCAUGGAUGUGUUUUGGUGUGGUACAGUUCAAGAUGUUCUCUGUUUCUGUUUGAAAUGCUCUGUGGAUUUGUCAAAAAGUCUUGGUGGUGAAUUGUUUACAGACAUUGCGAUUAGUAAAAUGUUAUUUCUCAUGUUAUUAA
This is a messenger RNA of Triplophysa dalaica, 2467 nucleotides long. It is a transcript of the gene syt9a, whose product is annotated as synaptotagmin IXa. The record is from RefSeq and is a predicted model, not a curated record. The transcript has 7 exons. Gene Ontology annotation, biological process: regulation of calcium ion-dependent exocytosis; regulation of dopamine secretion; cellular response to calcium ion. Bases 235 to 1887 code for a protein of 550 amino acids. Gene Ontology annotation, molecular function: clathrin binding; phosphatidylserine binding; SNARE binding. NCBI's taxonomy places the organism in Eukaryota, Metazoa, Chordata, Actinopteri, Cypriniformes, Nemacheilidae. Gene Ontology annotation, cellular component: dense core granule; membrane.